AUGAGUAACGGCGUGGAAAUGCGGCGCAAAGGCGCCAACAACCUUGACACUUCGGAGAGCGUUACGGGCAACUACAUCUCUCGGGAGGACUUUUCGCUUGACGAACCUGUCCCGAAGACACCAACCGCGAGCAAUCAUGGAUUUUUUGAGCUUCCAAGACAGGAUCAACGGAAUUUCUUGUUGCUUGUGCUUUUAUACUUUCUUCAGGGAAUUCCCAUGGGUCUUGCCAUGGGAUCGGUUCCCUUCUUGUUGAAGAAUCACAUGUCAUAUGGGGAGAUUGGUAUUUUUAGCUUGGCUUCAUAUCCCUACUCUCUGAAGCUAUUUUGGAGUCCGUUUGUGGACGCGGUUUGGAGCCCCAAGAUUGGUCGGCGCAAGACUUGGAUUGUGCCCAUUCAGUUCCUUUCCGGCUUCAGCAUGCUUUGGCUCGGGUCGCAUGUCGAGAAGAUGAUGGAAACAAUGGGCAAGCCAGCUGGUCCUACCGUCUGGGGGUUCAUGAUGUGGUGGUUCUUUUUGGUAUUGAUGUGUGCGACGCAAGACAUUGCGGUGGAUGGUUGGGCUCUGACACUGCUCACGCCAGCAAAUGUGUCUUAUGCAUCUACUGCUCAGACUGUCGGCCUGACUGCCGGACACUUCAUGUCGUACACUGUUUUCUUGGCCUUGAACGCCAGCGAUUUUGCCAACAAAUGGUUCCGAUCUGUUCCUUCGGAAGAGGGACUGGUUACUUUGGGAGGAUACUUGACUUUCUGGGGCUGGUCCUACAUUAUUGUUACGAUUGGACUCGGUUUCUUGAAGCGGGAGGAAAAGUCACAGAACGAAGAUGGCGUAUGGGACGUUUACCGGAUCAUGUGGGGUAUCUUGAAGUUGAAGAAUGUCCAGACAAUCAUCAUUGUGCAUCUCAUUGCCAAGAUUGGCUUUCAGGCCAAUGACGGAGUCACAAAUCUGAAGCUGUUGGACAAGGGUUUCGGCAAGGACAACAUGGCUCUUACUGUGCUCAUCGACUUUCCCUUUGAGAUUGGCUUGGGGUACUAUGCGGGCAUGUGGUCGCAAAAGUAUACGCCUAUGCGUCUGUGGUGUUGGGGAUUCAUUGGUCGAUUGGGUGCGGCUAUGUUUGCACAAAUCACGGUGGCCAUAUUUCCUAGCAAUGGCGUUACGCUGUGGUAUAUGCUUGUGGUGAUUUCGGAGCAUCUCUUGUCGACGUUUACCAACACUGUCAUGUUUGUUGCCGUUUCUGCCUUCCAUGCUAAGGUCUCGGACCCUGUUAUUGGCGGCACAUAUAUGACGUUACUCGCAACUGUUUCCAAUCUGGGCGGUACAUUCCCUCGAUACUUUGUGUUAAAGCUGGUCGACUCGUUUACGGUAGCUACUUGCCGCCCUACGCUCAAUGCCGACACAUCCAAGUUGAAGGGACCUAUCAUCACGGAGGCAUUCUCCUGCGCAGUUCAAGCAGAGAAGGAGAGAUGUGAGAAAGGUGGCGGCACAUGCGACAUGAGUCGAGAUGGAUACUACAUGGUCAACAUGUUAUGUGUUGCGUUUGGAAUUGCCACGUUCUUGUGGUACAUUAAGCCCAAGGUGCUCCAUUUGCAGAGCUUGCCUCUACGAGCAUGGAGACUUGGCCCAUCGAGCGACAAGCGAUAG
Messenger RNA from Pochonia chlamydosporia 170, 1635 nucleotides. RefSeq lists its product as hypothetical. Gene Ontology annotation, molecular function: acetyl-CoA transmembrane transporter activity. The record is from RefSeq and is a predicted model, not a curated record. The coding region runs from base 1 to 1635 and encodes 544 amino acids. NCBI's taxonomy places the organism in Eukaryota, Fungi, Ascomycota, Sordariomycetes, Hypocreales, Clavicipitaceae. The transcript is spliced from 2 exons. Gene Ontology annotation, cellular component: membrane.